Molecule: messenger RNA, 395 nt
Organism: Mesitornis unicolor (brown roatelo)
Lineage: Eukaryota; Metazoa; Chordata; Aves; Mesitornithiformes; Mesitornithidae
Gene: EIF2B3
Product: eukaryotic translation initiation factor 2B, subunit 3 gamma, 58kDa
Exons: 4
Biological process (GO): cytoplasmic translational initiation
Cellular component (GO): guanyl-nucleotide exchange factor complex; eukaryotic translation initiation factor 2B complex
Molecular function (GO): translation initiation factor activity; guanyl-nucleotide exchange factor activity
Source: RefSeq, a predicted model, not a curated record
GUCCCUAAGCUAUUGCUUAAUCUGGGUCUGGAGGAGCCACUGGUCCAUGGGUCUGCACAGAUCACCGACAGAGGCAUGGUUGGAUCAGACAGUAUCAUUGGGCCAUCCACGCACGUGGGGGAGAAGACAUCCAUCAAACGCUCCAUCGUCGGCAGCAUGUGUACCAUCAGAGACAAAGUGAAGAUAACAAACUGCAUCAUCAUGAAUUCUGUUACCAUCGAGGAAGGGUGCUGUCUUCAGGGCAGUGUUAUUUGUCAUAACGCCGUGAUAGAGAAGGGCGCAGACAUCAAGGACUGUUUGAUUGGAAGCGAUCAGCGGCUGGAAAGCAAAGCCAAACAUGUUAAUGAAGUCAUUGUGGGCACGGAGCAGCUGAUGGAGAUAUAACCCGAGCAGGU